This is a messenger RNA of Echinococcus granulosus, 2973 nucleotides long. RefSeq names its product Serine/threonine-protein kinase. The coding region runs from base 1 to 2973 and encodes 990 amino acids. Gene Ontology annotation, cellular component: cytoplasm. Lineage: Eukaryota; Metazoa; Platyhelminthes; Cestoda; Cyclophyllidea; Taeniidae. The record is from RefSeq and is a predicted model, not a curated record. Gene Ontology annotation, molecular function: protein serine/threonine kinase activity; ATP binding. The transcript has 10 exons. Gene Ontology annotation, biological process: intracellular signal transduction; protein phosphorylation.
AUGUCCUCCUACCCGAAAUCUGCAUGUGGGAUUGGAGUGCGUUUUACGGUUACAAAUCCUGAAGAGGAAGACGUAAGUCGCAAAAGCGGAUUGCCUGGACAAGAUGAAGGACCUUCGCGGGGAAGAGCAUUUGCAAACUUCUUUGAAGAAUUCGAGAAGGAGUCGGAUGGCAUGUCACAAACCUCCCAAGUAAACAGAGGGUGGCAACAAGCUAUGCGAGAUUCCUUCGAUCAGGAAAGAAGUCGAGCAGCUUGCGACUCCGUUGAAUUUUACAACCAGCACAGUUUUACGGAAUCCUACCUACAUGAUGCCGAUCCGGACUUGGUAUACAUGGACCGAUACGGUGGGCUGUCGCAAUCGCUUGUCCCUCACUCUUUUUACUCUGAGAGUGCAAGUGGACUGGGCAACAGCAGUAGUGCAGGCGCUCCACCCUUCUCCUCCGCCUUUUCCCUCAGUCGUCGUGGUGCAGCCCACCAGAUGUACAGAAAACCCCCCAAAAUCCUCGCUGGUCGAUAUCUUCUCGGUGGCACCAUUGGAUGUGGCAGUUAUGGCAAGGUGAAAGAUUGCUUGGAUCUCCUGACCCUCCGUCGCUGCGCUGUUAAGAUCGUCUCUAGACUUGGGGUUCGAAAAAUUCCCGGUGGCUGGUCUCAGGCCCUUACCGAGGCCUGUCUCCUUCGCUUCCUCAUGCCACACCGGCAUAUUGUUUCUGUGGCGACAGUUUUGCGUCUCACCGACCCCGAUCGAGUCGCCUUGGUGAUGGAACAUUGUCUUGGUUCUGUUCAUGAUCUCCAAGCUGCUGGUGUUGGUGGUGGCGGAGGAGGCGGUGUAGAUAUAACGGAGAUGGGAUACCAACAGUUUCGAAGGCUGCCAGAGGCUCAAGCACAUGCCUACUUCAUUCAAGUGAUAGAUGGACUGGCCUACCUUCACGCUAACGGCAUCAUCCACCGAGAUAUCAAACCGGCCAAUCUGCUAAUCACACCGGCACCGGGUUCUGGACUGAACUUGCCCGCCUCCCUGUCUCAUGAAUACCGCGGCAGUGGUGACACCUAUCAACCGGGUAUGGUGCCAUUUACGGGUGAGGAGGUGCUGCGACUCUCACGAGGCUACCUCAUUAAGUUGGCCGACUUUGGCGUCUCCGUCUCCAUACCCGCCUUCGCGUCCAGUGAUGAGGUCGGCGCUGGCCAAAUCACACCGGCCGUUCAACCCCCAGAAGUGGCUAAAGGUGCACAGACCUCCUUCCACGGUCCCAAACUGGACGUCUACAGUGCCGGCGUCUCCCUAUUCUUUAUGCUCACUGGUCGCGUGCCCUUCAGCAGUCCAAACGUGCUUCAGAUCUUCGAGGCCAUAGCUGAAGGCUUCUACGUCAUUCCCGGCCAUGUCUCCACUUCUGCCGCCCACCUCAUUCGCGGCAUGAUGUGCAAAAAUCCCCAAAAGCGUCUGAGCUUGGAGAAUGUGGCCCGUCACGAAUGGAUCUGCGACACAAAACAGCUCCUCCCCCCACCUAGUCUUUCUACCGCCGCGAAGGCUUGCGUCGCUCACUGGCGCUCCGUCAUCAAUGCCUCCUCAGUCUCCAACACCACCACCACCACCGCCUCCGUCCCUCCCACUCCUGUGCCUCGCGGCUUUGCCUGUUGGCUUGAUCCUCUCCUCUACCUCCGUCGGCCCACACCGCAAUUCGAAGCGCCACACAUUGACGAAACCGGUGCUCGAAUUUUCUCCCUUCCCGAGAUUGACUCAAUGUACGCUCUGGGGCAUAUUAUCGACUCGGAGGCACCGUCGUCACCCCCACAGACUUUGCCGCCUUCACCACCACGUCCGCGCUCGCCGACCCGUUUCAGUGUCAAGUCGUUUGACGGGGAGGAGAGGGGUGAGGUAAUGGUGGCUGCAGGAGCGGGGAUGGAUCUGCUACAUUCACCGUCAGGAGCGUUGGAGGAACGGCAGAUUACGCCGUUGUCGGUGCUGAAACACUUGAGGAACUUCCACAACUGGCCUCCGCUGCCAAGUCAAGCAGAAACCUGCGUAACCGAUGAGGUUCAACCCUUCUCCUUCAGCUUCCAAGACGCUGGCGAGUCCGGAACGCCCUUGGAGGAGUCGCUUUCUCGUCUUGGGAUCAUGGACUACGGCGUGGCGCCCGUACCCUCACCACCACAACAGCCUCCGCUCUUGCUAGUCGAAGAGCCAUCCCCUGCUGACCUCCAGCCAUUUGUACGUCCACCAGACAUCUUUCCGCCCUGCGAGAGCGCUUGUCGUCCCUCAACUACUGUAUCACGCGUCUACUGUCACUCCCAGCCCAUAUUUUCGACGUCUCCGUCCACAGAAACGCAGCAACAGCCGCCCACCUCACCACAGGACAUCCCUGUGGACGAGAACCAUCGCUACACGUUGAGUACGGGCGCGCUCACUUCCGAACAGCUCUCCUCGUUGGCACGACACAUGGAGGAGGAGCAACAAAGGCGUCUUCAGCAGCAGCAGCAGCAGCAACAGAUGACGAAUUUUGCAAGUCUGCGUCGUUCUUCCGGUACACCCGCACCUGAGCCUGCAAUCGAGGUUGCUGAGAGGUGCACAACUCACCAGGAGGGCAAACCGCGGCAUCGCAGAGCUCCCACUACCCGUCUUACCCGUUGGUUCUCCGAUUCCAUGUCGUUGAUACGCAAUCACUUCCGUUGCCUGACUGCUGGCGCCGGCUGCAAAAGCAAUGCGACGAUGGAACGCAACCAGACGCAAGCGCCGCAUCCUACUGCAACCCAAAGUCUGCGUUCAAACAUCACCGUGCCAGAGGGAGAGGAUGCAAUGCCCACAGCUUGUCAUCGAGUCUCCAUCCUCCCCUCAUCGACGGGAAGAACAGUGGCGAGGCUGACCGCCAAUUCAGCUUCCUCCGCCUCUGUCUCCUCCUCCACCUCCUCCUCUGUUCUGCGUCGUCACCGACGUCGGAGACGUGCGCCUCUACCGAUGGAUCCGACCACCAAGAACUGA